AUGAAGGGUGAAAGAGGGUAUAAGGGUAAAAGCAAAGUCAAGACCUGGUCAAAGCUGAAGGAGGUUAUGCAAGAGCUGUAUAUUCAUAUGAACAGCUUGAAACAAGGUAGUAAGGAGGUUGUGGAGUAUAUAAGGGAGUUUGAACAGCUUAAGAUCAGAACAGGGGUGAAGGAAGCUAAGGAGCAUACUAUUGCAAGAUUCAUGGGUGGUCUGAAUUCCUUGUCUAUUAAGAAGAUGGAGUUGCAGCCCGUGUGGACAUUCAAAGGUGCUUGCAAGCUGGCGAUUCAGCUUGAGAAGCAAAUAAAGAAGAAGUCAGCCUACAAGUCCAUUCCUAAACCUGUUGUACCUGCCAAGAAUCCAAUCUUCAAAGAAGUUAAUGCUGGAAAGAAUAAGGUUGGAGAAGGGUCCAAAGAGCCUAAGAAGAGAUGUUUCAAGUGUCAUGGGUAUGGACAUUUCCAAGCUGAGUGUCCCAAUCUGAGGGCUCUCACACUGAAAGAAGUUGAAAAACUGAAGGCUGAAGCUGAGUAUGAAGAUAAGUGUACUUAUGAUGAAGAUCCUGAUGAAGAGGAGUUUGUUGAAGCCGAUGUUGUGCAAGCAAUGCAUGCUAAUGAAGCUUCUGAUGAUAAAGCUCAAAGGGAAAACAUUUUCCAUUCAAGGUGUACUAUCAAAGGAAAGGUGUGCAGUCUGAUUAUUGAUGAAGGAAGCUGUGCUAAUGCUGCAUCUACCUAUAUGGUGGACAAGCUGGAUGAAGUUACUUGUGAUGUUGUUCCUAUGGAUGCUUGUCAUUUACUGUUUGGUAGGCCUUCAUUAUAUGUUAAGUAUGUGUACCACAAUGGUCACUUAAGUACUUACUCUUUGUUUAUUAAUGGGAAGAAAGUCACACUUACUUAUCUAAAACCCAAUGAGAUUAUUAAAGCUGAAUCAAGCACUAGGACGGAUAGAUCUUUAUUUAUGAGUCAAGUUGAUGUUGAAAAAGAAUUAGACAGUGGUACUUCUAUUUUGUUAUUGCUUAUGCUUGAAAGUGGUGAAGAUAAGAAGUGUGAAGAACUCCCUAGUGUAGUUAGACCUUUACUUGCUGAAUUUGCUAAUGUAUUUCCAGAGGAAUUACCUGCUGGUUUACCACCUAUUAGAGGGAUUGAGCAUCAGAUUGACCUAAUCCCAGGGUUAAUUCUUCCUAAUAAAGCUACAUAUAGAUGCUUUCCUAACGAGACUAAUGAGUUACAAAAGCAAGUAGAUGAGCUGAUUGCUAAAGGCUAUGUUCGAGCUAGCAUGAGUCCUUGUUCUGUUCCAGCUUUAUUGGUGCCAAAGAAAGAUGGUUCUAUGCGUAUGUGUGUUGAUAGCAGAGCCAUCAAUAACAUCACUAUCAAGUAUAGAUAUCCCAUUCCUAGAUUGGAUGAUAUGCUUGAUGAGUUGCAUGGGUCUAGCGUAUUUUCAAAGAUAGACUUAAGAAGUGGCUACCAUCAGAUCAGAAUGAAGGAAGGAGAUGAUUGGAAAACAGCCUUUAAGAUUAAAGGUGGGCUGUUUGAAUGGCUUGUCAUGCCAUUUGGGCUAUCUAAUGCACCCAGCACUUUCAUGAGAUUAAUGAAUGAAGUGUUGAAGCCUCUUAUUGGUAAGUUUGUGGUUGUGUACUUUGAUGAUAUCCUAGUUUAUUCUCAGUCUGAAAAGGAAGACCUGGAACAUUUGAAAGUUGUAGAAAUGUAA
This is a messenger RNA of Erigeron canadensis, 1701 nucleotides long. RefSeq lists its product as uncharacterized. Gene Ontology annotation, molecular function: zinc ion binding; nucleic acid binding. The coding region runs from base 1 to 1701 and encodes 566 amino acids. Lineage: Eukaryota; Viridiplantae; Streptophyta; Magnoliopsida; Asterales; Asteraceae. The record is from RefSeq and is a predicted model, not a curated record. The transcript has 4 exons.